AUGUAUUCUGUUUCGAGUACUAAACAAACCUCAGUUAUGACUCGAAUUGCAGUUGGAAACAUGAGAGUUGUUUUCACACAAACAGAUCUAUAUGGAGGAGUUGUUACAAAAACCAUUCCACUCGUAGGCACUUUUCCAGCAAGCAUUUCUCCAGGUAGUAGUACAUUACAACAAUGUGUGCAAUAUAUAAGCGAAAAGAUAUCACCAUCCAAUGAAACCACGAAUAUUCACACAGCUAAUAAUUAUGCCAUCCUAUUGAACAUGUGUGUCAGUGGUUCAUUUGUGGUGAGCUCGUCACCUUUUGAUUACGGAAUGAUUAAUACCACACUUGUCAACAUUUUUUCAACCAUCAGCUACAUGAGAACGAACGUAUUCCAUUCGAGUGUCAAUGACUUGGCUGCAGAAUAUUUAACACCACUCGUUGUACAAGUAGUUGCCUUCUGUAAGAAAUUGAACAUUUACAACACGUUAUUGCAAACCUAUGGUAAUAUUUUGGCCACUCAUGUGAAAUUUAUUGUACAAAAUAUCAAAGCCUCAAGAAUUUCAAAAAACAAUUUGCAAGCUCUUCAACAAUUAUUACUUGAUAUAUAUUCACAGAAACUAAUGAUUGGAUCCAGUGGAAAUAAUCAACAAUUAUCAAUAAUUACUUCUCAAAUUUUGGAUUUUGUCAAAGUCAUGACACGAUCAUGGGAAAUUCAAUCCAUAAGUACAGAUGGCGAAUAUUCUAGUAACGCAUUGACAGCUAAAAUUUUCACAGUGCCCAACAUUGCUGAAUUUUCAGGAAGGACUUUCUCACUGUUUGGAAAUAGCACCAUGACCUUCCCCAAGAGUGGUCUCACCGAUGCAUUCUCCACUUCACGAUAUCGAGUCUUGACCUCUGUUUAUGAUUUUUCAAACAUUUUUUCAAAUUUACUUCCGACCAAUUCAGUUCCUUUCAUUCAAAGCAUUUAUACUCUGGAUGUUAAAAGAAGCAACGACGAUACCAUACUUGAUGUGAAUAAUUUACCACAACCCAUUCAACUCACAUUCAAUAUUUCCUCAAAUAAUCUCAAUUCCACACUCUUACAAUUAUAUUCAGAAAAGAAGGCAAAUAUUGUAUGUCGAUAUUUCCUCGAGUCGAAUUCUGUAUGGAUCAAUGAUUCGACCAUUACAACCUCGGUUCAAUCUUUGGUAAUGACACAAAGUGUUCCCACAUUUAAUGCAACUUUAAAUUCGACAGUCAUGAUCAAUUCGACCACUACGAACUAUGUCAUUACAUGUUCGACCAAUCAUUUGACUUCAUUUGCAGUAUUUGCCGACAUUUAUCCACCAUUCAUCAAUACUUCCACCAAUUCUACGAACACGACCAAUAUUGAUCCAAACAAUCCUCGUGUGGUCACUCCCACUGGUCUCGGUGGAGGCGAAAUUGCUGCCAUUGUUGUUUCCAUACUCGUCGUGUGUGUUCUUGCUCCAUUGGCCAUUCUUGUUUUUGCAGCUUUAGGAUUUUAUCUAUUGAAGAGAAAACAAAAAUCAAAAGCAACUACAAAUUCUCAUGUGGCAGCUACCAGUGAAGCGCUGGUCAUGAAAGAACUCGAACCAAAGAGUCAUUUACAAGAUUCUUCAUCUGCUCUUUUCAUUAGCGAGUAUCGAUCCAUGAAAGGAGGCACAGCAAUGAAUGAUUUCUCUUCACAAAGUUCAGUCACUUCAAGUCCAACCACUUCGACCAUUGUCACUCAAAAUAUUUUGGGUAAAAAGUAUGAAAUUAUUGAGAAAAUUGGAGCAGGAGCAUUCGGAGCAGUGUUUAAGGCAUCGAAUUUGAGUUAUUCUGGCAAGUCAUCCGAGAGUCCAUUUGUGGCAGUGAAAAAGAUUCAACUCUCAGGUCUUUCUGAAUUGAAUGAAAAGUUCAAGGAAGCAGUUGCCAUGUUCAAGACCAAACACGAUCAUUUGGUUUCACUCCAAGAUGCACUCAUUGAUGAAGCAAGCAUGUCUCUCUUCCUCGUCAUGAAAUAUUACGCGCAUGGAGAUUUGGAUCAAUUCAUUAAGGAUAAGAAACAUCUCCCAGAAAAGGUAUUGAAACAAAUCAUUGUUCAAGUGUGUCAGGGUUUAAAGUAUUUGGAGCAAGAACGAGACAUGUUGCAUCGUGAUGUGAAACCUUCGAAUAUUUUCAUUGAAUCGUUUGAUACGAAAAAGAAUAAGAUUCAAGUCGUGUUGAGUGAUUUUGGACUCGCACGAGAAAGUACCAUGUUGCAGUCGAUGAGUUUUGCUGGAACUCCCUUCUUUAUGAGCCCACAAAUGCUCAUUGGAAGCAAGUAUAGUUUCAAUGCAGAUAUUUUCAGUUUGGGUUGCAGUAUCUUUGGUUUGGCCACGUUUGAUUUAACCGUGUCGUUGGCUCAGCUCUAUUUCAAAAGAUGCCAAACAUUGAAGAAGUCAAGCAAUAUGUGA
Molecule: messenger RNA, 2421 nt
Organism: Naegleria lovaniensis
Lineage: Eukaryota; Heterolobosea; Eutetramitea; Acrasida; Naegleriidae
Exons: 1
Coding region: 1-2421 (806 amino acids)
Biological process (GO): protein phosphorylation
Cellular component (GO): cytoplasm
Molecular function (GO): protein serine/threonine kinase activity; ATP binding
Source: RefSeq, a predicted model, not a curated record